AUGCCCCCGUGCACCCGCCGUUCACGGAGCAGCACCCCUACGAGGCCUGGGACCCCCGCGCCAUGCCCGGCGACCUGGGCUUCGGCCUCCGGAUGGUGGACGGCGUGGUGCACGUCUACACCAAGCAGGACGUCACCGACAAGAGCACAGAGCUGGACCUGCCCUACCCCGACCUGCAGGAGUUCAUCGCUGACAUGAACUUCCUCAUGGCUUUGAUCAUUAAUGGCCCCAUCAAAUCCUUCUGCUACCGGCGCCUGCAGUACCUGAGCUCCAAGUUCCAGAUGCAUGUGCUGCUCAACGAGAUGAAGGAGCUGGCGGCCCAGAAGAAGGUGCCCCACCGCGACUUCUACAACAUCCGCAAGGUGGACACCCACAUCCACGCCUCGUCCUGCAUGAACCAGAAGCAUCUCCUGCGCUUCAUCAAGCGGGCCAUGAAGAAGCACCUGGACGAAAUCGUCCACGUGGAGAAGGGCAAGGAGCAGACGCUCAAGGAGGUCUUCGAGACCAUGAACCUCACUGCCUACGACCUCAGCGUGGACACGCUGGACGUCCACGCGGACCGCAACACCUUCCACCGCUUCGACAAGUUCAACGCCAAGUACAACCCCAUCGGCGAGUCCAUCCUGCGGGAGAUCUUCAUCAAGACGGACAACCGCGUCGCGGGGAAGUACUUUGCCCACAUCAUCAAGGAGGUGAUGUCCGACCUGGAGGAGAGCAAGUACCAGAACGCCGAGCUGCGGCUGUCCAUCUAUGGGCGCUCGCGCGACGAGUGGGACAAGCUGGCCCGCUGGGCCGUGAACCACCGCGUUCACUCCAACAACGUGCGCUGGCUGGUGCAGGUGCCCCGGCUCUUUGACGUCUACCGGACCAAGAGGCAGCUGGCCAACUUCCAGGAGAUGCUGGAGAACAUCUUCCUCCCCCUCUUCGAGGCCACCAUCCACCCAGCCCAGCACCCGGAGCUGCACCUCUUCCUGGAGCACGUGGACGGCUUCGACAGCGUAGACGACGAGUCCAAGCCGGAGCAUCACAUCUUCAACCUGGACAGCCCCUUGCCGGGCAACUGGGUGGAGGAGGACAACCCACCCUACUCCUACUACCUGUACUACAUGUACGCCAACAUGACCGUGCUCAACCACCUGCGCCGGUAAGCGGGACCGGGGCGGGCGCGGGGCCGCCCCGCGCGGCCCUUUGGCUCCAGGUGUCCCCGCGGGUCGCGCUGAGCCCGCUGUGCCCUCCAGGCCCCCGUGCUGCAGUACCUCUACUACCUGGCGCAGAUCGGCAUCGCCAUGUCCCCGCUCAGCAACAACAGCCUCUUCCUCAGCUACCACCGCAACCCGCUGCCCGAAUACCUGUCGCGGGGGCUCAUGGUGUCCCUGUCCACCGAUGACCCCCUGCAGUUCCACUUCACCAAGGAGCCGCUCAUGGAGGAGUACAGCAUCGCCACGCAGGUGUGGAAGCUGAGCUCCUGCGACAUGUGCGAGCUGGCCCGCAACAGCGUCCUCAUGAGCGGCUUCUCCCACAAGGUGAAGAGCUACUGGCUGGGUCCCCACUACCUCAAGGAGGGCCCGGAGGGCAACGACAUACGCCGCACCAACGUAGCCCCCGACUAUGACAAGAGCCAAUGGAUCAAGGAGAAGGAGAAGCUGGGAUUGGACUUCCCCAAUCUCCCCUACUUCAUCGACGGCAAGACCAAGCUGACGCAGAGCAACGCCAUCCUGCGCUACAUCGCCCGCAAGCACAAGAUGUGUGGUGACACGGAGGAGGAGAAGGUCCGCGUGGACAUGCUGGAGAACCAGGUCAUGGAUUUCCGCAUGAGCCUCGUCAUGGUCUGCUACAACCCCGAGUUUGAGAAGCUGAAGCCGGGGUACCUGGAGCAGCUGCCAGGGAAGCUGAAGCUCUUCUCCAACUUCCUGGGGGACCGCAAGUGGUUUGUGGGGGACAAGCUCACCUUCGUGGACUUCCUCAUGUUCGACGUGCUCGACCAGAACCGCAUCUUCGAGCCCAAGUGCCUGGAGCCCUUCAAGAACCUGCAGGACUUCAUGGAGCGCUUCGGGGCCCUGGAGAAGGUGGCUGCCUACUUGAAAUCCAGCCGCUUUGCCAAGAUGCCCAUCAACAACAAGAUGGCCAAGUGGGGCGGCAAGAAGGAGUAGGGGCGCAGCGUGGGGUGAG
This is a messenger RNA of Tinamus guttatus (white-throated tinamou), 2169 nucleotides long. NCBI's taxonomy places the organism in Eukaryota, Metazoa, Chordata, Aves, Tinamiformes, Tinamidae. The record is from RefSeq and is a predicted model, not a curated record.